AUGUCAGGCUCCUAUUUUCCUGAUUUCGAUCAUUCUACUCGUCCUUCUCUCCACUUGACGAAAGCAGGCGCCCAUCCGCCACUGUUUAUUCCACCCAACAGCCCGUCCGCGACAACUUCACUAGCAAGAUCGCAUUCCUUGACUCAUCAGGCUCCCUCAAGUGUCAAUUCUCUGAAGAGGAAACGGGUAUGCCGCAAUCAUUACGCAGAAUCUGCUUCGACGUCUCAACACAACACACCAUGGGAGAAGACCGAAAGCCCGAGCGCACAAUCAAUUGUCACAUAUACUCCUGUCGCGGAGAGCCCUGCAGCACUUGUGAAUACUGGAUAUCAUAUAGCCGGCGGUUUGGACACUCCAUUGGCAGCAAAACUCGAUGCAGAAGAGAAGCAAGAUGAAAUAAUGAGGGAACUAGACUACAGACCGAACCGUAUAACACUCACGGCGAGACAGAAGUCAGGAAGCUACUUUCCUCGAACACCGGCCACAGCGGCAAGUGUUGGAUAUAUUAGGCACGAGCGAGCACGCUCAACUGAUCAGAGCGGAUGGGGUAGAGCAGUGGUAAAUCUGGUUGGCGGCGUUGCAGGGAAGGUAUUGAAUUUUUGUUGGAAUGGCGCUUUUCGAGGAUUUCAAGCCGGAGGAGGUCAUGCGUACCGGAUGAACGGUGACACGCCAGCAAAUAUCGAACAAAGCAAUUGGACGGACAUUGGCGAAAAGGACGACGUUUUCACCAAGCAGUAUCAAGAACAGCACUACCAUAGCUUAGCGCCAGUUCCUGGACAAUUUCCAGAGGAAGGAUUUAUUGAUGACUAUAUGUCUCAACCACAAGCAUACCGGGGGGAUCAGCUUUCAACACCAGGUCCAGAAGGGGAUAGAGGGUGGAGCAUCCUCAGAGGCAAUUGGGUUCUUGUUGAUAACACUGAUGGAAACGAUGAAUCAGAUCGCAGUCCAGUUCCUACGGCAUCCAAAAAUCCACGAACGGGUUACGACCUGAGACGACCGGCAUCUAGAGCCUUAUUUACCGCACCUGGAAAUAGACCUCGACUUGUGCCGUCUCGACCUUCGUUGGCGGGUUCACCAGGCUGUAAUAUCAAACGCCCCGCAUCCUUCGCCUCACCUCGUGCAUCACCUGGCAGAUCGUGUGCCAGUCGCACAGACUCUCAUAUGGCCAGCUCACCAGGGCACCGCCGCUCCAGGUCCUCCAUGGCAUCAUCUCCACGACGAGCAACAGAGGUUGGAUCAAGGCACAGCUUCACUACUCCUAGUAGUCCAGACGUUGACAAAUUUGAAAAGAAGAUAAGACGGAAGGAGAGGAAAGAGGAUGAAAGUAUACAACGACUGAACAAGCAGCUGCAAGACAUGAUCAGGGAGGGCAAAGAGGCGCUGGGAACGACGAUCGAGAUUGAAGACGACUCAGACAAUGGAUGA
This is a messenger RNA of Endocarpon pusillum Z07020, 1425 nucleotides long. RefSeq lists its product as uncharacterized. The coding region runs from base 1 to 1425 and encodes 474 amino acids. The record is from RefSeq and is a predicted model, not a curated record. NCBI's taxonomy places the organism in Eukaryota, Fungi, Ascomycota, Eurotiomycetes, Verrucariales, Verrucariaceae. The transcript has a single exon.